AUGAUUGCAUCGUCAGACCUACAGAUGAAUGCUGGUAAUAGCAUCGAUGCUGACUACGAAGAACUUAUGGGGAAAAUAACGCAGGCCGUGAAGGUACCGAGCACAGCCAAAGAACCAGCAAGGCGACGGCGUAUACCGCCAGCAGCAGUGCAAAUGAUGACGAAGAGAGCGCGCAUGAAACCCGAAGGACGAGUGCAAACCGCGGAUUAUAAGGAACUCUGUGAAGCGAUCAGGAAGAAGAUUGAAUGCAACUAUGAAGGCUACAGGCGAAAGCUUCGCGGAACAGAGAGAAGUCUGGAAGCUGUAGGAAGGGAUAGUUGCCUCAGGCAUCACAUAGAAUCUGCGCUCAAGAAUAAUACAGGUGUUAAGACGGCUUACCGCCGGAUGAAAGAAAUACGUACUAAGUUCUUUAAGAAAUACGUACUAAGUUCUUUAAAAGCUUGUCUCCUCAAAGGUGGUAGUCGCGAGAGCCGAUCAAACUACUGCAGAUGA
Molecule: messenger RNA, 492 nt
Organism: Haemonchus placei
Lineage: Eukaryota; Metazoa; Nematoda; Chromadorea; Rhabditida; Trichostrongylidae
Source: the annotation of a GenBank genome assembly